AGGAUUUGAUUGUUUACUAAUAAAUUUAUAGCAUGUUUUUAAGGAAUUUCCAAAAACUUAAUUUACCCAGCAAUUUAAGGUAUUUCAAGCUACAGUUAAAUGUAGGACGAUCAUUUACUGUCUCAUCAACAUAUUCAUAUCCAAUAAAAGUUCAAUUAGACAGAGAAUUAGAGCAAAAACUAGAAAGUGAAGAAGUCAAGCCACGAAAACAUUAUGGAGUCAAUAGCAUACCAAUUUCCACAUUACCAGAUAGAAUCCUCGAUACAAUGGAAAAAGUAACAGGCGAUCAAUCUAUUGGAAAUUUAAUAAAUAAAGGAUCGACAUUUUCAAAGUAUUUAGUGAGUCGGAAAGCACCAAUGGAGGAUCAGAACCUAAGAGAGAAGAUCCGUGAACUGACAGAAAUAGUAGAAAGUGAUCCAGUAAAAUAUAAAUUGCCAGCAACUCUUCCAGAUCCAACAAACGAGCAAGCAGUAAAAUUUUACAAUGAGAUGAAAAGGAAUCGAGUACAGACAUUAAUGCAUCAGAGAGUUUAUGCAUGGCAAGCAAUAGAAUAUGAUGAAUAUAAGUCACUGCUGUAUCUUUUUGGAAGAGCACCACAAGAGUAUGCGUCAUUAAUGAGGAUAUUUAAGGAAAUUGAAAGAAGAGAUGAAUAUUUUACACCAAGAACAUUCUUUGAUUUCGGAAGUGGCGUUGGAACUGGCGUAUGGGCAGCAUCAGAACUUUGGAAGUCAUCAAUAUAUGAAUAUUAUCUUGUUGAUGCAUCAAAAUAUAUGAAUGACUUGUCAGAUCUCAUAUUAAGAGACGGAGAUAAUAAUAAAAACAUCUCUUUAAAGCACGUCUAUCAACGGCAAUUUCUACCUUCACGAGAUCAAAAAUAUGACAUUGUAUUAUCAGCAUAUUCCAUGUUUGAGCAACAAAAUCUCAGUGAACGUCUUAAAACUGUUAAUAAUUUAUGGAAUAAGACCGAAAACUAUUUAAUUUUUGUCGAAAAUGGAACAAACAGUGGAUUUCAGUUACUGAAUGAGAUUCGUGAAUUUUUAAUGGACUUGAAAGAUCAAAAUAAUGAAAAAGCUUUCAUCUUCUCGCCAUGUCCACAUACUUCUGAAUGUCCACGAUUCAAAUUGAAUGACGGAACUCCAUGCAAUUUUGAAGUCAGAUAUAAUAGCCUUCCAUUUUCAGGACCAUCCCAAAUUCAUAGUCACUUAUACUCAUAUUUAGUCAUUAAAAAGGGUGAGUCUAAUGUCACUGCAGACAAGUGGCCAAGAAUUGUUAGACCAACAUUAGUCAAAAGUAAGCACACGAUAUGUCGAAUGUGUACGAAGGAAGGAAAUCUUCAAGAAAUUAUUUUCACACAAAAACAGCAUGGUAAGCCUGCAUAUCGCUGUGCUAGACAUUCUUCUUGGGGCGAUCAAUAUCCAGCAGAAAGCAUGGAAUCAUAUGUAAAGGAAACGAAAACGACAAGGAUAAGAGCACAAAAUAAACUGAAAUAUGGAGCAAUAAAUGGAGACGACACGCAAGUUGUGGGUGGUUAGAUGAUAUAAUGUUUUAUUACUGUUAGCUUCUAAAGACAUUUGUCCAUGAGAAAAGGAAAUAAAUAUUCUAGAAAAUAAAUCAUAUAUGGUUAUUAUAGUUUUGAUUCUAAAUGCCAAUGCCUUUUCAUAGCACCGACAUUCAACUAUCUUGUCCAAUAGUUCCAUUAUUUUUGGAUUUGUUCGAAAAAAAGAGAGAGAUAAAUAGAAAGAAAAAUAAUAGGUGUAAAGGAAUUACAAAAUAUACCGGGAGUAAUACAGAUACAGAUUAUUUAAAAUAAAAAAUAUAUAGAAGUUAAAUGAUGAGGAUAUUGGCAUAUGAUGGAUGAUUUCUAUUGACCGGACGAAUAUUUUUCACUUCUGUUACGUUCUUUAAUGUUUUAAUGACUUGACGAAAUCAGAGGCACUUUGAUUUUCUUCCAAUAAUGAAUCUCUCAACUGCAUUAUCUUAUUCAAUGCACUCUUAUGCUUAUCGCUCUUUGAAAAUUUGUAACGAGCUCCGUCAAUCAGCUUAUCAGUGAGAUAGUGCAACCAUAACAAAUUUGUGUACGGAUCGUAGCGUUUAAAGUCGUUCCUGCAAACGAUAUCUCAUCAAGCGAUAAAUAUCAAACUGAUAAUCUCCGCUGCUUUCAAAGAGUUCCUGGUCUUUUGCUAAGUUGUCAUAAAUAACAGCACCGUCAUAUACCAUACGACUCAAUGUGAAAUCAAUGAUAGUUGCCUUAACACCAUAACUUGGUAUUUCGUAGACUUUUCCGUCUACAUGAUAUUUUAAAUAUUUCUGAUUGGUACGAGCGAUAAGAAUAUUUCCCCAAUGUAAAUCACGAUGUUCAAACUCAAACUUAUUUUCAGCAACAGCAAGUGUCAAUGCAACCUAGACGAGAAAGGAGAGAAUGCUUCCUCAGCGUUCUUAAAGACGAAAGCUUCAAGGUCCAAACCAGCAUUAUAUUGUUCGAAAACAAUAUAAAGUUGAUCGUCGUCAAAAAUAUCGGGAUUAUCGUUUUCACUUCCUUUCAGACUACUAUCAUUAUAGAUUUCCCAAGCGUCGAGAAGAUGUUGCGGAAAAGCACCUCUAACACAUUUAACACGUUUGAUCUUUACAAAACCAUCGGUCUUGUUCUCCUUUCCAUUGCUUAGUCCACUCAACUCCUCAGCUAUGACUAUUUCCGAGAGAAUCUCACUAAAACGCUUUUGUGGUCCACCAUUAACAAAAAGAUCGCCUUCAAUUGGUAUGAUUUUCAAGACAAUUGGAUCAUCGUCGGGAGGUUGGUACAUAAAAACCUCUCCGUAUACGCCUUCGCCUAUUUUCUCACAGUUUGGAAGUUGGCUGCAAUUGUAGUUAAUUUAUGUUAAGUAAUGGAAUCAAGCUGUGAAGUGAUAAAGCAGUAAACUUACCUUUCGGAAUAAAUAUCAUCAAAAAGAAGUGGUUCGAUUUGACCACAUCGACGUAAACAGAUUUGUUGAGCACUUAAACCCGAUAAGACAUCAACAUCGAUGAUUGGGGAUGCAAGCCCAUAGAAGAUUGAUGACUUCUUAAAAACGAUUGUUUCUCGUUGGCUGGCUGUCCGUUGAAGCACAUAAGAUUUAUUGAUUGAUGCACAUUCGAUCGAAGAAUCAAAUAACGAUAGUUCAGCUUGCAGCCUUCCUUCAUCUGAUUGUUCCAACAAUGCAG
Messenger RNA from Chironomus riparius, 3198 nucleotides. Lineage: Eukaryota; Metazoa; Arthropoda; Insecta; Diptera; Chironomidae. The record is from the annotation of a GenBank genome assembly.